Molecule: messenger RNA, 1770 nt
Organism: Fusarium fujikuroi IMI 58289
Lineage: Eukaryota; Fungi; Ascomycota; Sordariomycetes; Hypocreales; Nectriaceae
Product: related to heterokaryon incompatibility protein
Exons: 1
Coding region: 1-1770 (589 amino acids)
Source: RefSeq, a predicted model, not a curated record
AUGAGCCUUUACCGUCCUCUUACUUCCGAUGAAAAGCAUUCUGAAAUCAGAGUGUGCAUACUGCUGCCAAAAAGCUAUGGCACUAUGGUCAGCUGCGAGCUGGAAACUCUCAACCUUUUGGAAGACAAGAUCGACUACGAAGCCCUUUCUUACGCCUGGGGUAGCUCUGAGGACAAAGCGACGAUAAGAAUUAACCGCACCCCGAUACAAGUUACCCAAAACCUGAAAGAGGCCCUGACCUAUCUGAGACACGAGUCAAAGCCGCGUUCUCUUUGGAUCGACGCCAUUUGCAUAAAUCAAUCUGAUGUAGACGAGCGAAAUUCGCAAGUUCGUUUGAUGGGCAGCAUUUAUUCCUCUGCCUCAUGUGUCAUCUCAUGGCUCGGGCUAAAGGACGAUCCCAUCGACUACGUUCAACAAAUAAAAAAGGCAAGGUCAUUAAUCGAAUUGGUCAGAUCAUGCUCGACAGAGGAACUCUUUUCACUCCUAUUGGACAGCCCAAGCAAAGAAUACCUCGAAGAAGUGUUUGAAGAUGGUCUAUAUUCUCUUCAACUUGUCAUCGGCGAGCGAAAGUACCGUCCGCCUUAUUGGCGAAGAGCCUGGAUUAUCCAGGAAGUCAGCUUGGCCCGAGUUUGGAAAUUACAAUCGGGUGCGCUUUGCAUUUCAGAAGGGGAUAUUGAAGCUGUCAUGGAAAUAUUUCAAGACCCUAGGAUCAAGAGUGUCAUGAAGAAGAAAUAUCAAGCACGGAGACUUCGAGCUAUGAUAGGCCUGAAUUCCUUCUUGUCUGUAUCAGUGUAUCGCAGCAUUCUCUGUUCCCCCGAGACGUCGCCUUUAGAGUUGGCGAUAAGUUCUCCCAACUGGGCAACGUUAGCUUUGCGAACUCCUAGGUCUCGAGACUCUUCGCCUCUACUUAGCCUCUUGAGACAUAGCUGGUCGAGACUAUGCACAGAUCCGAGGGACAAAGUGUUUUCCAUCUUAGCGGCCUCCGACAAGAAAGACAGCCGUUCCGAACGACUCAAAAUCGACUACACGAGAUCGACCUCUAGAGUCUACACAGACGCAGUCAAAGAAAUUAUCGAGACUAGUUCUUCUCUCGAAGUCCUUUCCUAUGUCAGUGCGGCAGACAGAACUGGCUCGUGGGAUCUACCAUCAUGGGUUCCGAAUUGGGGGAUGUACAAAACACCCAUCAUAGCGGAUCGACCAAUCUCUUAUGACCAGCAACGAGCCAUGGGUGCCUCAGUAGCUCGAGUCAGCUUUCAACAAAGUUGCGGAAAAGAGAUACUACUUGCUUCGGGGAUUUGUUUCGGUACAGUAGUAGCAUUGAGAGACCCGUUGAUCAAUGCCGACGCCGAGCGGAUGGGAGACGAAGCCCAAACUGCGAACUUCGAAUACCUAAGCUUAUACCACCAACUUCCCCCAGUUUUCAAGGAACUGUCAGUAUUAGCACUGCCGAAUCGGCUUUCGUGUGAAUCGUUUCGUCGGACAUGCUCUCUUGGUCUUCUUAGUCACAAAGUCGAUGAUUCAUUUCCAGAACUUCUCAAUAGACUGCCACUGGAAUCUUCAGACAAUGAACAAACCCCAAGUUCAACUAAUGAGAUCUCCAUGAAGGGGUUCGGUUACAGAUAUAGAACUAUGGCAUCAGCAUUGGUGGAUCGCUCAAUAUUCGUGGUCAAGCCAGCCAACUUGGGCAAAGUACAGUUUAACUAUGAGAUCGGAAUAGGCGAGGCCAAAGUGAUCCAAGAAUCUGAUCUUGUGUGCCUCCUUGAAGGCUAG